Serinus canaria (Common canary) is the source of this 591-nucleotide messenger RNA. RefSeq names its product serum amyloid A protein-like. The record is from RefSeq and is a predicted model, not a curated record. Gene Ontology annotation, cellular component: extracellular region. The coding region runs from base 130 to 528 and encodes 132 amino acids. The transcript has 4 exons. NCBI's taxonomy places the organism in Eukaryota, Metazoa, Chordata, Aves, Passeriformes, Fringillidae.
AGUUUCCUCUUUUGAGGAAUUUGAAUUGCUUAUAAAUACCCUCUUUGAGUCUGAGAGCACACGAGACCAUCUCCAGCUCCUUGGGGUUUGCUGUUCUGAAGUGCUGCCUGUCAGGCUUGGCCAGGAACCAUGAGGCUCUGGGUCUGCAUCGCAUUGCUCUCCGUUGUUCUGUGUGUGAGUGCUGACAGACCAAGGAUAUUCCAAGGAAUGGUCCGGGCUGGACAGUUUGUCCGGGAUGCAGCAGGAGGGGCACGGGAUAUGUACAGAGCAUACAAGGACAUGCGUGAGGCAAAUUACAAAGGCGCUGACAAGUAUUUCCACGCCCGUGGGAAUUAUGAUGCUGCCCGGAGAGGACCUGGUGGUGCUUGGGCAGCCAAAGUGAUCAGCGACAUCCGGGAGGGCUGGCAGAGCAGCGUGAGCGGCAGAGGCGCCGAGGACACCCGGCAGGACCAGGAGGCGAACGAGUGGGGCCGGAGGGGCGGGGACCCGAACCGCUACCGGCCCAAGGGGCUGCCCAGCAAGUACUAGCGCUGUACUCCGCUCCUGUCACACCUCCCUUUGUACAGCACAAUAAAGGAAUUCUCCUGAGAA